Punica granatum (pomegranate) is the source of this 3923-nucleotide messenger RNA. NCBI's taxonomy places the organism in Eukaryota, Viridiplantae, Streptophyta, Magnoliopsida, Myrtales, Lythraceae. The record is from RefSeq and is a predicted model, not a curated record.
UCCUUAACCCCAUUCAUUUAUAACGAAGCCAAAUCAGAACCCUCUCGAAUCUCCCCUACCACACGAACCGACCUCCCUCACCCCCCACCCAAAACCAUAUAAGUAGUCCUCCGGUUUGAACUCUCUCAGUCAUCCUUCUGCCCACGCGCAAACUGUUUACUGGCUCUUACCAAAUUAAGUUCUCUCCGUCGUCUGCUUCCCGCCGAUCUCGAAGCCUGACUAUCCGGACCUGAAUCGGAGCUCCGGCGACCCCUCCAGGACCGGCGAUCACCCGCUCCCGACCGACUGAAAGUUCGUUGUUCUAUAGUUUUGCACAGUUAUAGCAGAUUUAUUACAUUCAGAUUCAUCAUCCAUCCCUCUCCGUCGUCGAGUUUUGCCUUGUCUUUGCGUGUGUUUCUGUCUUGUCUCCACAUCUCUUCUAGGUAGGUCAAGCGUUCCGCGUUGGUGGAGCUUCUCGUCUCGCUUCGUUGUUUGUUAGGACUCUGCCUCCUCCGUGGAGGGGGAACAUGCAGAAGCCGCUGCGAGAAGUUUGUGGAGAUCGGCCGUCAAUCUGACAGUCAUAUUAUGUUUUUGUUUUUUUAGCUAAUAUGCGAGUCUAAAAUGGUUUCAGUGAGAUUGGUGAACGUGAAAUGUUGUUUGACAUCAAUCAGCUAUCGCAUCGAAUUUGUUUCCUUCUUAAUUCUCUCCGUGUUUCACUAUUACAUCGUGCUUUCGUAAUUCUAUGACGGGUUAUAAAUUCUCUAUCUUUUCUAAUUAGUUCAGGUCUGUGGCUUGUUCUGCAUUUUCUUGUUUUAGCUCACAAUUGUUGAUAAGAUACAAGAUAACUGUUAUAUGUAUGUGACGACUUAGACUUCACAUUUUGGUGUUAUGAUUAGUAUCCUGCGCAAGCAUUGGGCGUGAUCGAGAUAAACUAGAUUGGGAGAGUUAAAAUAUGUAAUUUGUUAACUCAAAGUUGCAGGGGAAAAAAACUGAGGAAUUAGAGGUGUUGUUGGGGAACAGGAGCUAAUUUUUACGAUAUAUGAGUUUCAAUUCUUGUAGACGAUAGCAUCAAUGGGAUCACCUCCUUUGUAAGCUUAGAGGUAGGGAAACUCAUAGGAACUUGAGCUAUUCUAUUCAUUGUUGGAUAGUGGAAGCUAAACGUAGUUAAUUUUUACGAAAUAAUAUAUUUUGAGUUUUAAUCCUUUCAGGAGAUAGGUUUUAUUGCUUCAAUAAUGAAUGACUAACCUUCAGUAUCUAUAUUUGUAAGUGGAGUGGGGGGGUCAGAGGUAUGGUUCUGAGAGUCCACCUUAGGGUGAAACAAAGAAAGUUGGAUUGGAAGGAAGAAUUUUGGCAGAAUCUUCAAUGAGCUAGCCGUCUGUGUCUCGAUUAGUUGUUGAGGCUGGUUGUCAACCUGCAUCUGUCCAUUAUGACAUGCUUUGAAGAUGUUAGAAUGGGAAGCAGCUGAUAUGCAGCUAAAUCAAGGAACUAAGUACCCAGAAAGAGUUAGGCACCAUCCUGCCUAGUUGGGGUGGAAAGUUCAACUAUUUUCCUUGAUGCUAUCAGCAGGUGAGCCGUUGCUAUUGGUGGUGGCAAUGGCAUUGGGGUUUGUGGAAUCUAUUACAUUUGCAUGUUGAAAGGCUGCGUAUAUCUAAGAGCUUCGUAUGAGUGGCGCUCAUGAUGGAGAUGUAGCCGUGGGUUUGGCCUUUCUUGUUAUCCAAGGUUGGUCAGCUGGAAAAAACGAAAGCUCUUUCUUACCGGGUGCACUGCAGUAUCAACACAUGCUAGUGAGAUAGUUCAUGCUUGUCAAAGGUGAACCGUCAAAAGGGCUCUCAAGUUGAAAGCAGAAAGAGGCUUAGUGGAAGACCACGGGAUGCUGUCUGUCCUGGAUCUUUAGUUCUAGCGGCCUUUCAAUAUUAUGAGAAGAAGUUUGGCAGGAGGACCUCAUUCAAGUUCAGCUAUUAAUGUUGUUCCUUUGACUUAUUCAACCUACCACUAGGUAGAAAACCGACCAAGCCCCUGAUGAGAGAUACCAAUUUGAAGAACCCCCUUCAAGUCGAUGCAAUUUAAUUUUUGGGUUAUUAAAAGAGAAACUUUCUGGAUCUUUGAAGUGAAGUAGAGAUAUCAUUUGUGGAUAAACUGAUGCAGUUAUAUAAGCAUUUUCUUUUCCGACCGCCCUUAUCUUACUUUAGAGGGCAUUUGAUCCUGUGUUUCUGUUGCUUCUACUAGAGAGGUCAGUGGUCGUGUAAUAUUUAAUUGGUUCCAGAAAUCUCCAAGGAAUCAAGUGAUCAUGCCCAAUGCCAAGCUAUUGCUUAUAUACACCUCUGGAGGCUGCCGAGCUACACAUUUCGUUGUUGUUUGGAUGUUCUAAGAUCUGCUUGUUUUGAUGAAAGCUUCUGUUGGAGAGUAGCUGAUGGAGCCAUUCAACCGUUAGUUGGAUUAUAGCGUUGCUUAUUACGAUUGGCCUGCAGCAGUUUGCAAGACUCUUGCGGUGGCUCCGGCUUUGUUGGCAGUCUAAAGAUGCCUAGUGUUUUUGCUAAGUAGAUUUAUGCAUGCAGGUGUUUUCUAGUCCCAUUGUGAACCUUGCAGUACCAUCUGGAGAAACCCAGAAUGGGUGAAGUGGCUGUCGAGAGAACAGGAGUGCAACACUUUGAGCCGAGAGACUUUCAGGAUAAUAUGCCUGAGGACAAUCAAAUGGACAGUCAGUGCCAGCACCCUGAGCAGGUGGAGAGAGAACGCAUCCAGAUUCAAGAGGAGAGUAACAGUGAUGAAACUAGUAAGCUCCUUGAAAGAGGAUACAUGCAAUAUGGAUGUUCACAUUAUUGUCGAAGAUGCCGCAUUAGAGCUCCAUGCUGCAAUGAAAUUUUUGACUGCCGACACUGCCAUAAUCAGGCAAAGAACAACAUUAAAGUGGAUAGAAAGCUAAGGCAUGACAUGCCCCGUCAUCAAGUGAGUCAGGUGAUUUGUUCACUUUGUGGCACCGAGCAAGAGGUCCGGCAGGUAUGCAUUAACUGUGGAGUAUGCAUGGGGAAGUACUUCUGUGAGACUUGCAAGCUUUUUGAUGAUGAUAUUUCCAAGCAGCAAUAUCACUGUAGUGGUUGUGGCAUAUGCAGAAUUGGUGGGCGGGAGAAUUUCUUUCACUGUUACAAGUGCGGAUGUUGCUAUUCAAUCUUGCUAAAGAAGAGCCACCUAUGCGUAGAAGGAGCAAUGCAUCACGAUUGCCCCGUUUGCUUUGAGUUCCUCUUUGAGUCGACAAAUAAUGUCGCUGUUAUGCCUUGUGGGCACACCAUCCACAUGAACUGCCUGAAGGAGAUGCAAGAGCAUUAUCAGUAUGCUUGCCCUCUCUGCUCAAAGUCGGUCUGCGAUAUGUCCAAGGUCUGGGAGAAAUUCGAUGAGGAGAUUGCUGCCACUCCGAUGCCUGACUCGUAUCAAAAUAAGAUGGUACGGAUUUUAUGCAACGAUUGUGGGAGUGUGUGUGAAGUCAAGUUCCAUGUUGUGGCUCAAAAAUGUGCACACUGCAAGUCCUACAACACCCGCCAAACUUGAGAUGGUCUAGUGAACCCCUAAUACGAGCAACGACUAAAGCGAGGAGGAAAUACAGAGUUGCAGAUUGACGGAUGAAUAUGGAGCUGCAGAUUGAUGGAUGGACUCAAGGAACCUGAGGGGAGCGGGUGAGCUAGAUGCUUUGAUCAUAUGGUGCUUGUCCUCGAAAUCUGUUCCUCGGGAUUUGGUGAGGGGUUGAAAUUGUGUGGAAUGUUAUCUGUGGCGGGAGUAGUCCUUAGGGUUCUCUCAGGAUGGGAUGGUGUUCCUCUGCUAGCAACAUAUAAUAACUCGUUUGUUAGUUGGUCUCUCCUCGGAUUCCUCUGUUAGUUUCUUUUGCUAUUUCUGUCCCGCCUUUAUUAUUACUUUUGUUCAACCCAAUGGUUGCACUGAUGUCUGAGACGGUA